This is a messenger RNA of Humulus lupulus (European hop), 856 nucleotides long. RefSeq names its product auxin-responsive protein SAUR21-like. Bases 355 to 651 code for a protein of 98 amino acids. Lineage: Eukaryota; Viridiplantae; Streptophyta; Magnoliopsida; Rosales; Cannabaceae. Gene Ontology annotation, biological process: response to auxin. The transcript has a single exon. The record is from RefSeq and is a predicted model, not a curated record.
AUCAGAUAUGUGCCACAAUUGUCUCUUUGCUGAAAAUCUUAAUUCUAAGUGGGUUCACUAGUUGUUUGGUAAUGGUUAAACAGAUCAAAUGCAUAAAUGUUCCAAUCACAACCGAACUUCAAAAUAUGACUUGGAAGACAAAGCCAUGUGGAGUUUCAAGUGCUUAUGACUCCAAAUAUGUACCAAACGUACCCAAACUCCUUCAGAUCCAGUUAUUUAGAAGCCUUAGAUGUAAACGUCCCCAUGAGUCAUUCCUCUCUAUAUAUAGGUAACAUAACCACUCAGCUAAAUCAUCGAGUCCUCGCAUUCUCUACUAAAAAAUAUUUUGUGAACUCUAUACAUUGAAAGAUCAGCAUGGCAUUUAGAUUGCCUGGUUUUGUUCAGCGAAAGAAGGCUCUCCGCAGAUCACUUUCAGGCAUUAAAGAAGCAGCUUUGAAGUCCACAAACAUUCCAAAAGGCCACUUUGCAGUCUAUGUUGGAGAGGAGCAAAAAAACCGAUAUGUAGUACCUCUUUCGUACCUAAAUGAGCCUGCAUUUCAAGAAUUGCUAAGUAUGGCUGAAGAAGAAUUCGGAUAUGAGCAUCCAAUGGGCGGACUCACAAUUCCAUGCAGAGAAGACAUAUUCAUUGAUUUCACUUCUCAGUUGAAUUGACUGUAAAUCAUAGCACUAACAUAAUUUGGUAGAAACAAUUUUGUAGAUCAUAUAUUUUUACCACAUGAGAAAGUUGUGAAAAGAAAUUUCUCAUUUGUGCCUACAUCUUAUUCUUUCAUUUGAAAUCAAUUCUAUUUUGCUUGCUUCAAUCUCCUAUUGGCCUUUAGCAGAUAAGUACUUAGAAUUAAUCAUACGCAGUUCUUAA